CCCGUUUGUUGAUGUCUGACGUCUUCACUGAUUUUCCUUAUUUUCUGAUGGUUUUCAGUGUUUCUUCCAUUCACAAAAGUUUUUUUUUCGGUCUUUUUCUCAUUCAUUGAUUUUUCAUAUUUUCUUUCUUUUUCUACUUUCUCCAAUUUCGUAAAUGAGCUCAACGUUGCAGCAAAGCACCCAGCGCUGGAAAACGCAGUGUAUCUACCAAAUCCUGACGGAUCGCUUUGCUUUUUCCGAUGAGGACCAUCCCAAAGCUCCUUCCACCGGUCGCAUGUAUCUCGGAGGAACCUGGCGUGGAAUCGCUCGCAAACUCGAUUAUAUUCAAGAGUUGGGAUGUACCGCUGUAUGGAUCAGCCCCAUCGUCAAAAAUAUCGAAGAUGUUACCGGCUAUGGUCAAGGAUAUCACGGAUACUGGGCCCAAGAUUUGCUAGAUGUAAAUCCUCAUUUCGGUACCAAACAGGACUUGAUCGACCUUGUGCAACAACUCCAUGACCGCAAUAUGCUCUGCAUGGUCGACAUCGUCGUCAAUCACAUGGCCCAUGCUGGUUCUGGCGAAAUUGACUACUCCAAGUAUCGUCCCUUCAACUCGGAAGCCGAUUACCAUCCUAGAAGGUACGUCCAAAACUACGACGAUACCGUGGAUUGUGAAACCGGUUGGCUUGGUGACGAUACUGUUGGUUUAAUGGAUAUUCGUACAGAAGAGCCUCGUAUCCAAGCAUUUUUCCAAGAUUGGAUUCGCGACCUUGUCGAAACCUAUCAUUUUGACGGCCUCCGUAUUGAUACUAUCAAGCACGUUCACAGAGAAUUUUAUCCCCCUUUCAUUGAAGCCUCCAAAGUUUUUACAUUUGGUGAAGUCUUUCAUGGGGAUCCACGAUACGUUGGAGACUACCUUCAGUACAUGCCUUCGUCCAUUAAUUAUCCCCUCUAUUACCAAAUUCGAAAAGCCUUUGCACAGCUUCCGCGCAUCUCGAUGAAGGAAUUUUACGACAAAGCUAUUUUAGAAGCCCGUGCCUAUAUUCCUGAUACCACCGUUCUUGGAAACUUUAUAGAAAAUCACGAUGUCCCUCGGAUACUUGGCAUGACUUCAGACUCUUCGUUGCUGCUAAACGCUUUGGUCGCUCUUAUUUAUUUGGAUGGAAUUCCAAUUGUUUUUCAGGGCCAAGAACAAAUGUUCGUUGGAGGCGAUGAUCCUGAAAAUAGAAAUGCUCUUUGGAGCAGUCAUUACGAUACUACACAUUUUAUGUUUAAUGUCCUUUCUAAAAUGAUUCAUGUUCGUCAAUCCCUCAUUCAAAAAUUUCCUGACUUCUGUAACACUUUGUCUAAUUGUCUCUAUCUGGACAACCACAACUACGUCUUUGAACGCCCUGGUUGCAUCGUUUGUCUGUGCAAUGGAGGAUCAAAUUCAAAUUUCAAAUUUCCUGUAAAUGUUCCGGUAGAGCAAGGUACAGUUGCUCGCUUCAUGGACAUAUGGACAGAAGAAAUCUUUGACGCCUCCCCAUCAUCACCCUCUACUCUCAAUCUCAUAGUUGAUGCAGGACUUCCAAAGGUUUUGGUUCAGCCCUCAUCCAUACUGAGGUAAGGUGGCACUUUAGAUUCUCACGUUUCAAUCUUGGAAAAUAGUCUGUCUUUUAUGAAUGCAUCUAUAUUUAUUAGCCAGGAUAACCAUCCACUUGACCUUUUUGGUUCGUCCAGUUUAUUCUCUUUACCUAGUGUUAGGUUUACCUUUUGAUGAUACUUGUUUUGGUUUAUUUUCGCUUUCUUUUACAAUGCUACAUUGCUUUCUUUUGCUUUUUUUUUAUGUAUGCAGUUAUAUUUAGUACUUUGAUUAAUAGAAUGUGAUUCCCGCUCAUCUCGUUCCUUC
Messenger RNA from Schizosaccharomyces octosporus yFS286, 1864 nucleotides. Its product is annotated as alpha-amylase. Gene Ontology annotation, molecular function: calcium ion binding; alpha-amylase activity. Gene Ontology annotation, biological process: carbohydrate metabolic process. Bases 155 to 1582 code for a protein of 475 amino acids. The transcript has 3 exons. NCBI's taxonomy places the organism in Eukaryota, Fungi, Ascomycota, Schizosaccharomycetes, Schizosaccharomycetales, Schizosaccharomycetaceae. The record is from RefSeq and is a predicted model, not a curated record.